AUGUCCAAACGCACGACCGCGUCUCUCGACCCGCUCCAUCCCUCCAAGCGCUUCAAGAUGGGCUCAAGUGGCUCCAAGACGGAUGGUGCAGCCGCAUAUAACACGCAGGCGUCUGGCUCAGCGGUCCCGGACCCCGGGUCAUUACUCACCGACGCCAACGCUACCUCAGUCAUGUCCGCCUACGUCGGCAGCCUGCGCAACAACCUCUCUGAACACAAUGCCGUCUACACCGUAGUGCUGCCCUUCAACUCGCCCGUCCGCGAAGCGUCCUCCGCCGGCCCAUUCAGGUCGAAACAGCUGGCCAAGCAGAGCGCCGCGUUCAACGCAGUCCUGGCGCUCAUGGAGGCAGGGGAGAUUGCACCUUCGCUGGCACCUACACCGGCCAACCCGACCAUCAAGCGCAAGCCUAGCGCACCGGCGGAAACGAAUCCCACUGGUGCUGCCAUCAACAGCACCGUCCAUGCGCCCCAACCGCGCGGGCACGACUCCAUCAGUGAUGGCCCCGGGCCUCGUUCCGUGGUUGCCUCGGGAUCACGCACAACUAGCGCACCAAGUUAUCGCCCACCACACCCAGACGAGGUGGCCCGUAACGAAGCGCGUGCGGCACUGGCCAAACUGCCCCGGAGCAGCAGCGGCAUCCUGGGUGAAGCCGACUACGAGUUGCUCGCGUCACCAACGUUCUGGAUCCAACACCCACUCAGUGAGGCCAAGCAGACUGCCAGCGGGCACACUUUGCUUCACGCCACGAUUGUGACCCUCAAGUUUCAACCACCACACGCGGCUGUUGCGGACCAGUGCCGUGCGCUGUGUUUUCUGAGUGCACGACCCGUACCUGUGACGGAAGACGUGCUCGAGCUCGACGUCGCCCAGCAAAAGGUGGCAGCAAGCGCUAUUUUCACCCGCACGCCUGGCCAGCUGAAACUGUCGUCCGCUCAGCUUGACAAGGCGUUUGAGUACACACGGCGUUUCAUGCGGGCGCUGUUAAACAAGCCGCUGGACGGCGAGUUUGGUACGACGGCGUACCUUGUUCUGCCCUUCAGGACCGACUUUGCACGCGACUCGAGUGCCCGGACUUGCUCCGUUGAGGAUAUCUCGUGGACAGAUGUGGAUGCCGUCGACAAGGACUACGUGCAAGUGUUCAAGCUUGAUGAUCCCAAGGCCCUAGCAGUACAGCUCGAGGAUGCUGUGAUCAGCGCCCCACAGGAACUGGGUCGCCGUUUCUACGCGUCACGUCUGCGUCUCGACCUGUCCCCCCAAUCCAAGAGCGCAGAGGCACCCGACAAGACACUUUUCGAAGUUGCCAUGUCCAACGAGCGUUACGAGUAUCGCUACCGCCAAGUCACGUCGCUCCUGUACCCGGACCAGCCUAUUGUCGAGGGCGAGCACGCUGUGGGACCAAAAGGCGGCGGUCUGGUCGCCGCCCUCGCCCAGCCCAAGCAAAAGGGCAUGCUCCUGAUUCCCGAACUUCUGAGUCUACACUUUAUCCCGGCCUCCGUCUUCCGCACCGGUACCGUGCUCCCGGCCGCCCUCGCGUCCCUCGACGAUGAGCUCAUCGCCGCACAACUGUCGUCGGACCACUUUCACGGCGCUUUGGACCGCAACCUGGCGCGCGAAGCCAUCACCUGCCCCGCUGCACGCCCCUUCCCCGGCCAGACCAACUACGAGCGUCUGGAAAUGCUGGGCGAUACGGUUCUCAAGCUCAUAUCUACUGUAGACGUCUACAUCGACAUUACCAGAAAAACGGAGGGAACCAUGACGAGGGACAGGCACAUGGUGGUGUCCAACAACGCGCUGCAAAUGUCGGCGAUCAAGUCGGAUGUGGUCAAGUAUAUCCGCAGCAUGUACCGUCGUGCACGCGAUUUUGUCCCACCAACGUGGGUCGUGGAGGGUGCCACCGAGGCUGUGGCGCCCAAAACGCAAAAGCUGGGCGAUAAGACUGUGGCAGACGUUGCCGAGGCUCUCAUUGCCGCGGCGUACCUCUCCAACAACCGCGACAUUCAGGCCACGCUGGAUGCGAUGCACGUUCUCUGCAUUCCACUGACGCUCAAGACGUGGGCCUCGUUACUCCCUGACCCGCGCGACUCGAGCUCGCGUGGAAGCGCGCCCUUGACGCUUUUGGGCUACGAGUUCCAGGACGGUGACCGCGGUCGCGCUGCUAUAAGCCUGUAUCCCGACGCAUCCCGCAAGGCCCAGUUUGAGCGGUACGAGUUCCUCGGCGACGCGGUCAUCGAUUACCUCACUCUCGAGCCCAUCUGGGAUUCCAACCCCUCCCUCGGCCCCGCACCCCUCACGCACAUGAAGCACUCGCGUGUCGCCAACGACAUUGACCCAGCGACAUCCGUCAAACUCGCAGCGUUUACGCAAUCCAUGCUCGCCGCACAGGCCAAGGCCGACAACGCCAUCGCCCGGGGCAACCCGCAGCACGAGUUCUGGUCGUCGGUGCCGGAACACAAGUGGCUUGGGGACAUUCUCGAGGCCCUCUUUGGCGCCAUCCUGGAAGACUCGGGCUUUGACCUGGCCGUCUGCGCGCGCGUGUACAACGCGCACCUGGGCCCCUUUGUCGACCGCUACGCCGUGGGCCCGCACGCGCACUCGCUGCACCCGAAGAGCGCGCUGCUCGAGCUGUUUGCCGCGCGCGGCUGCCACCAGUGGACCAUUGAAAAGGGCGUGCUGGCGACCAAUAACAACAACAACAGCAGCACGAACGGUAACGGUUCUGCGGGCGUGCUCAAGGCCAAGGCCAAUGGCUCGGCCUACCCCAAUGGCCACGCUGCAAUCCCCACGCCAGCCCCGCAGGCCACGAUACCGUCAUACUCGGCCCAAGUCCACGUGCACGGCGUGACGUUUUCCUCGGCAGCCGCCAGCCCGCAGCUCGCCGUGCGCAACGCGUGUGCGAUCGCGCUCGAGGUGUUGCGCGGCGAAGGGCCAGACGGGUGCGCGUGCAAGGCGGAAGGUAAGGCGUAG
This is a messenger RNA of Apiotrichum porosum, 2964 nucleotides long. RefSeq lists its product as uncharacterized. The transcript is spliced from 6 exons. Gene Ontology annotation, molecular function: RNA binding; ribonuclease III activity. Gene Ontology annotation, cellular component: cytoplasm; nucleus; RISC complex. The record is from RefSeq and is a predicted model, not a curated record. Lineage: Eukaryota; Fungi; Basidiomycota; Tremellomycetes; Trichosporonales; Trichosporonaceae. Bases 1 to 2964 code for a protein of 987 amino acids. Gene Ontology annotation, biological process: siRNA processing.